This is a messenger RNA of Scylla paramamosain (green mud crab), 1943 nucleotides long. RefSeq names its product beta-TrCP-like (gene slmb). Gene Ontology annotation, molecular function: protein dimerization activity. Bases 115 to 1866 code for a protein of 583 amino acids. The transcript has 13 exons. The record is from RefSeq and is a predicted model, not a curated record. NCBI's taxonomy places the organism in Eukaryota, Metazoa, Arthropoda, Malacostraca, Decapoda, Portunidae.
UUGCAGCUCCGAUAGUCAAUUGUCCAGAAUUGUGGUUUCGUAUACCUUGGUCGGGUCUGUGUUUGCGUCGUCUAUAGCCAAGGAAGGAGGGUUUCCCCGAGCCUGUCAGCGGAGAUGGAAACGGAGCAUAUUUUGGACGAUAGUCUUGAUUCUGUUGAGGCACCCAUGACGGUGAUCUACGACAACAAUACCUCGCCCAUGAGUGUCACCACCAGUGGUGGCAUCCGUGGAGAUGACGGGGGCAGUGAUAAUGAAGAACAGGAGCCCAUGACCACUAUCCCCUUGACCCACUCUUCAAGUGGUGGGGUUGGGGGUGGGGGAGGGGGUAGGCGGAAAAAGGAAUCCACUGCACGGUACAACAAUGAGCGGGAGAUGUGCCUUCAGUGCUUUGAGAAGUGGAGUGAGCAGGACCAACUAGAGUUUAUGGAGCACCUCUUGUCCCGCAUGUGUCACUAUCAACAUGGCCACAUCAAUGCUUUCCUCAAACCUAUGCUACAGAGAGAUUUUAUCACACUUCUCCCAAAAAAAGGUCUUGAUCAUGUAGCAGAAAAAAUUUUAGGUUAUCUAGAUUUUAAGUCAUUAAGAGAAGCUGAGCUAGUAUGCAAAGAAUGGCACAGAGUUAUUGCUGAUGGUCUGCUGUGGAAGAAGCUAAUAGAGCGAAAGGUGCGCACGGACCCCUUGUGGAGAGGACUGUCUGAACGGAAGGGAUGGGGAAUGUACCUGUUUAAGCCGAGGCCUGGCGAGCAGCAUCCAGGACAUUCUUAUUACCGCAAACUCUACCCCCAAAAUUAUACAGGUGAAUAUAUCAUUAUGCAUGAUAUUCAAACUAUAGAAGCAAACUGGAGAAUGGGAAGGCAUAAUCUACAAAGGAUAAAUUGUAGAUCAGAAAAUUCCAAAGGUGUCUACUGCUUACAGUAUGAUGACCAGAAAAUUGUAUCAGGCCUCCGAGACAACACAAUCAAAAUAUGGGACCGAACUUCCCUGCAGUGUUACAAGGUGUUGACAGGACACACAGGCUCAGUGCUGUGUCUUCAGUACGACGAGCGUGUAAUUAUAAGUGGAUCUUCUGAUUCUACGGUGAGAGUGUGGGACGUAAACACUGGAGACAUGACCAACACUCUCAUCCACCACUGUGAGGCCGUCCUGCACUUGCGCUUCAACAAUGGCAUGAUGGUCACUUGUUCCAAGGACCGAUCCAUAGCUGUAUGGGACAUGGUGUCACCCACGGAAAUUAAUCUAAGACGUGUACUAGUAGGCCAUCGAGCAGCUGUGAAUGUGGUUGACUUUGAUGAGAAAUAUAUUGUGAGUGCAUCAGGGGACAGAACAAUCAAGGUAUGGAGUACAGGCACAUGUGAGUUCGUACGAACACUUAAUGGACACAAAAGAGGCAUUGCUUGCCUACAGUACCGUGACAGACUAGUAGUUAGUGGGUCUUCAGACAACACCAUAAGGUUAUGGGACAUAGAAUGUGGUGCCUGCUUAAGAAUACUGGAGGGUCAUGAGGAAUUAGUUCGUUGCAUAAGAUUUGAUAACAAGAGGAUAGUUUCAGGAGCAUAUGAUGGGAAAAUCAAGGUGUGGGAUCUUCAAGCUGCAUUGGAUCCUCGAGCUCCUGCGGGUACUCUCUGUCUGCGGACUCUAGUGGAACAUUCAGGAAGAGUGUUUCGCCUGCAGUUUGAUGAGUUUCAAAUAGUAUCAUCCUCACAUGAUGAUACCAUCCUCAUUUGGGACUUCCUUAACUGUUCCCCCUCAGACUCCACUGGGCCAGCUGGGGGUCGGUGCAGCUCUCCCUCCGUCGACACGAGCUUCUACCCCCUACAAUCUUGGGGACCUGGUGGGAAAGCUUGGUUUUCAGGUGGGGAAAGCUAAAACAUGGUGAAAUACCACCUCUUACCUAUAAAAAAAAAAAAAAAAAAAGCUGACUACUAUUGCUGCUGCUGUUGUGA